This is a messenger RNA of Telopea speciosissima, 1495 nucleotides long. Its product is annotated as phosphoserine aminotransferase 2, chloroplastic-like. Lineage: Eukaryota; Viridiplantae; Streptophyta; Magnoliopsida; Proteales; Proteaceae. Gene Ontology annotation, biological process: L-serine biosynthetic process. The coding region runs from base 67 to 1356 and encodes 429 amino acids. The record is from RefSeq and is a predicted model, not a curated record. Gene Ontology annotation, molecular function: O-phospho-L-serine:2-oxoglutarate transaminase activity; pyridoxal phosphate binding. Gene Ontology annotation, cellular component: chloroplast stroma; cytoplasm. The transcript has a single exon.
UAACCAGGCCCAGUGUCUGAAGAGGCAGUUGUUUCUCCCUCUUUUCCUUUCUCAUCAACUCUAGCAAUGGCGACGGCAACUUCUCCUCACGCCCUUCUCGUCCAAAACCCUAACCUUUCCUCAAAAUCCUGUUUUUUGAAAAGCCCGAUCACCACCUUCACCUUCCCUUCCAACAACACCCACUUCGCUACCUCGAUGCACUCAAACAAGCCUCUUUCGAUUACCUGUGCUACCCAGGUUCAAGAUCGCGCCACCCAAACCGCCCAAGAGCGCAUCAUCAACUUUGCCGCCGGCCCUGCGAUUCUUCCUGAGAAAGUCCUGAAGAAGGCCCAAGGUGAGCUCUACAAUUGGCGUGGUUCCGGCAUGAGCGUCAUGGAGAUGAGCCACAGAGGUAAAGAAUUUCUUUCCAUAAUCGAAAAGGCGGAAGCAGAUCUGCGUCAGCUUUUGAAUAUUCCUUCCGAUUACGUGGUCUUGUUCUUGCAAGGCGGUGCUACUUCCCAAUUUGCAGCGAUCCCCUUGAAUAUCUGCAAACCCGACGAUCCGGUUGAUUAUGUUGUUACUGGGUCUUGGGGAGAUAAGGCUAUCAAGGAAGCCCAGAAGUUCUCCAAACCUAAGGUAAUCUGGUCCGGGAAGUCUGACAAGUAUACAAAGAUCCCAUCUUUCGAUGCGUUGGAGCAAAACCCAGAUGCCAAGUAUUUGCAUAUAUGCGCCAAUGAGACCAUUCAUGGUGUCGAGUUCAAGAAUUAUCCGACCCCGAAGAACAAUAGCAAACUUUUGGUUGCAGACAUGUCUUCUAAUUUCUGCUCGAAGCCUGUCCCUGUUUCGAAAUUUGGUCUCAUCUAUGCCGGAGCGCAGAAGAACGUGGGUCCAUCGGGUGUCACAAUAGUGAUCGUCAGGAAAGAUCUGAUCGGGAAUGCCCAGCCGAUUACACCCGUGAUGUUUGAUUACAAGAUCCACGCUGACAACAAUUCUCUCUAUAACACCCCACCUUGUUUUGGAAUCUACAUGUGUGGACUGGUCUUUGAAGAUCUGUUGGAGCAGGGAGGUCUGGAGGAGGUUCAGAAGAAGAAUUUGAAGAAGGCAGAGAUUCUCUACGAUACGAUUGAUGCAAGUGGAGGGUUCUACAGAUGCCCCGUUGAGAAAUCGGUGAGGUCGCUUAUGAAUGUGCCGUUCACCCUCGAGAAGUCGGAUCUCGAAGCAGUGUUCAUCAAGGAAGCUGCAAAAGAGAAGAUGGUUCAGCUCAAGGGUCACAGAUCGGUGGGUGGGAUACGAGCUUCAAUCUAUAACGCCAUGCCUUUGGCAGGGGUUGAGAAAUUGGUUGCUUUCAUGAAGGAUUUCCAGGCAAGGCAUGCUUGAUCCAAGCAUAUCUACUCUCUAAACUCUGCUAUAUCUUUCAGAUUUUGUUGCUCUAGACUUAAUAGAUUUUCUGUUCACCCACCCUUUUGUUUGUUACAUUUUGGUUGUAAUUUCCUCCGCAAUUAAAUCGAAAUUUUGA